AUGUUCCGUAAUCCCCUCUUUUUCUCAUUACUCGCAUCGAAUCUUUAUAUUAGUUCAGCUACAGUAAGUGGAACAACUGUUACUAUCACUGAUUCAGCCGAUUUUACGAAUCAAAAUACAAUUUCACUUAUUGUUGAUAAUAAAGCAACAACACUGAAGUUGUCUGGAUCAUUAACAGAAAUGCCAAAAUUUAAAGGAUAUACUCUCGUCAAAAAUGUUGUUAUUGAAGCAACUGGAAUCACAGAAAUCCCAGAAAAGUGCUUCUAUCAGAACUCGCACAUAGAUACAGUGACUAUGCACAGUGGCAUCACCGCAAUUCGUAAUUACGCAUUUACAUACAGUUCAAUUAGAUCAAUUAACCUCGAAAACAUUGAAAGCAUUGGCCAUUAUGCUUUCCAGAAGUGCCCGAACCUUAAGACUGUCAACCUUCAAAAAAUCAGCUACAUAGGCGUUGGUCCUUUCUACGAAAGUGGAAUCGAAACUUUAUCGAUUUCAAUUGGUGUCCACUUUAUUAUCCAGCGUGGUAGCUUCCAGAACUGCUUCUUCCUUAAGUCCGUUUCCUUCGCCAACACUGCUUCAAAUACCGAAGCCCCAAGAAGUGUCCAGAUCUUAGAUUACGCUUUCAUGAACUGCCAUCAGCUUAAGACCAUUACGACAAGCAACCUUCUUAUUAACGCUUAUGAUUACACCUUUGCCAAUACCGCUUUGGAAACAUUUCCAUUUGAAUCACUAAGUACAGUUGGCAGCUACACGUUCCUUAAUACAAAGCUCAAAGCUGUUGCUCCUACAUCAGCGACAACCUCUUUUGUUGGUUCACGUAUGACAUUUAGAUUUUGUUUUUAUAUCCAAACGGUAGACUUGUCAAACGUUGAUGGCAACUACACAAACUCAUAUGGUAUGUUCUACAGAUGCAGUGGCCUUACAACAGUUAAGCUUCCAGCAUCAAUGACAAUUUUACCAGAUUCAAUGUUCAAAGAUUGCCCAGCAUUAAAGAGCAUUAUUGCACCUGGUCUCACAGAGAUAUCAACUGAUGGCUUAAUGAGCUGUACUUCCUUGGAAACUAUUGAUAUCGGAUCAUCCUCCAUUACAAAGAUCGGAUAUCGUGGUAUUCAUAACUGUCCAAAGCUUAAUAUCACAAUCCAGAACGUACAUCUCGAUGAACGUGCAAUUUAUGCAAAUGAUGUAAUUGAAUCCAUGUCAGUUUCAUAUUUGAGUUAUUGGUCAUGCAUGAACAUGACUAAUCUCAAGUCCGUAAACAUCAGAUCCAACCAAUAUGAAAUUCCUGUGGGAUGUUUCAUGUAUUGCACCAAAUUAGAAACAGUUAACAUUCCAAAUACAGCAACAUACAUUGGAGAUCUUUGUUUCGCAUUCACGAAUCUCAAAAACACUCUUGAUCUCAACAGAGUUUAUAGAUUGAGAGAUUACGCGUUUUGGAGAUCGAAUUUGACAGGAAUAAGAAUAAAUACUGACAUGGGUCGUUUCGGAACACAGUGUUUCUAUGAAUGUCCAAAUCUUGUUACAAUUACAUUCACUUCUCGUGUACAAAAAGCGAUGAUGAGUCCUUUCUUUGGUAACAACCAGAAAUUUGAAUUUGUUUCACAAAGUAGUUAUGUUACAUGGGAUUCAACAAACAAGAUAUUGAGAAACAAUAAUGUAGUAAUAUAUGUUGCUCCUGAUGCAACAAUUUCUGAUGAUUUCUUCCAGACAAAUGAUUUCGAAAUUGGUUCAUUAUAUUGGUACAAACAACUUUCAAAUAUUAACUGUAUUACUUCUCAUAAUUAUAAUUUUGCUAAUUCUUCUAUAACAUCUAUUACUUUUACUGAUGAUCCAUCAGUAUCUAAUUAUAUAUUACAAGAUAUGAGUUACAGUACUGAAUUAACAACUGUCCAACUCUCUCCUGGAAUAACAGAAAUUAGUUCUGGUUGUUUCAAAGGAUGUUCUAAAUUGAAAACAAUUAAUUUAGGUGAUAUCAAGAAAAUAGGUGAAGGUGCAUUCAUCGGAUGCACUUCUCUUGAUAAUAUAGAUAUAUCUAAAGUAACACAUAUCAUGCCAGAAGCAUUUAAAGAUUGUGUUUCCCUUGAAAAAGUUAAUUUCCCUGCUUCUUUAGUUGAUGGAAGAAAUUCAAACAAUGAAAUCGGAAUGAAUUUCUUCGCAAACACAGGAUUCACUGAAAUAACAUUUGCAACAGCAAUUCAACAAACAUCAUACUUCCAAGGAAUGUUUGUCGGUUGCAAGAAACUAAAUAAAGUAACUCUUGGACCAGGUGUUUCAAAAGUUCCUGAUCAUAUGUUCGAAAACUCUUCUUUAGUCGAAGUUGAAUAUUCCAAUUCUUUGACAUCAAUUGGUCAUAUGUCAUUUGCAAGAACAAAUUUGAAACAAUUCACAAUUGGUCCGAAUUUGAAUGACAUAAAUCCAACAGCUUUCUAUGGAUCAUACAGCUUGAAUAUUGUUGUUUCAUCUGGAAACAACAAAUACGAGAUCAUCGAUGGAAAUCAUCUCGUUGAGAAGUCAACUAAAUCACUCGUUUGUUUAUUUGGAAAGAUUCCAAACACAUUCAAACUGAGUGAAGAGAUUUGUGUUCUAAAAGAUGCAUCACUUGCAAGUGCUCCUGAAAUCGACUCUAACACAGGAAAAGUAAUUGAUUGGGGAAUAACAACUUUGAUUAUUCCAGGAAACAUAAGAGUUGAAGACAAGAUGCAGCCUCUCAGAUUAACUCCUUAUUUGCACAACUUAUGUUAUGGAGGAAUUGAUCAGCCUCCUCUCUUGAAUUCCAUGGCAUAG
Molecule: messenger RNA, 2781 nt
Organism: Trichomonas vaginalis G3
Lineage: Eukaryota; Parabasalia; Trichomonadida; Trichomonadidae
Product: antigen BSP-related family
Exons: 1
Coding region: 1-2781 (926 amino acids)
Source: RefSeq, a predicted model, not a curated record